AUGUCGACAGAGCCCUUUGGCCGCGCCAACAUCGGCGACCUCAGCGAUCGAAUCGCUUUAAUCACGGGAGCCUCUUCUGGUAUAGGACGUAUGGUCGCUCAGGCAUAUGCAGGAGCUGGUGCGUAUAUCAUGUGUGCUGACAUAACUCCCAAUCCACCUAAGACUCCAAUGCUGGAGGACACGACCAGGGACAGAGGCACAGACCUUAGCACCCCGACCGUCGACCUCUUGAACCAGAAGUGGCCCGGCGGGGACAAGCCUAGAGCGUCAUAUGUGGAUUGCGAUGUGACGAAGGCGGAGAGCGUCGAGGCAGCGGUAAAGGCGACCGCCUCACAGUACGGCCGUCUGGAUAUCAUGGUCAACAACGCAGGCGUCGCCAUCGAGUCCCACAGCGCGCCGAUGCCACUCCACGAACUGCCCGUCUCCGCGUUCGACACAUCCUACAGCGUCAACAUCCGCGGCGUCUGGCUGGGCAUCAAGUACGCCGUCACGCAGAUGCUCGCGCAGCCACCCCACCCCAGCGGCGACCGCGGCUGGAUCAUCAACAUGUCCUCCAUCUACGGGCUGGUCGCGUCCAAGUACCUGUCCGCCUACUGCACGGCCAAGGGCGCCGUCACGAAUCUCACCAGGCAGGCGGCGCUGGAGUACGCGGAGAGCAAGAUUCACGUCAACAGCAUUCACCCGGGGUACUGUGACAGCCCCUUUCUGGAGAGAUCGAGGCAGCGGCAUGGCGGGCAGAUCGAUGAGAAGUGGACGGCGGCGCAUCCGUGGGGGAGGCUGGCGUGGCCCGAGGAUGUGGCUAAGAUGGCGGUGUUUUUGGCGGGGGAUGGCGUGGCGUUCGUCACGGGCCAGCGUAUGUUUAAAAAAACCACGCUCAUUCCUGGGAUGCGGGAGUGGGAGUGA
This is a messenger RNA of Cyphellophora europaea CBS 101466, 903 nucleotides long. RefSeq lists its product as uncharacterized. The transcript has 2 exons. Gene Ontology annotation, molecular function: oxidoreductase activity, acting on the CH-OH group of donors, NAD or NADP as acceptor. The record is from RefSeq and is a predicted model, not a curated record. NCBI's taxonomy places the organism in Eukaryota, Fungi, Ascomycota, Eurotiomycetes, Chaetothyriales, Cyphellophoraceae. The coding region runs from base 1 to 903 and encodes 300 amino acids.